This is a messenger RNA of Striga asiatica, 825 nucleotides long. Lineage: Eukaryota; Viridiplantae; Streptophyta; Magnoliopsida; Lamiales; Orobanchaceae. The record is from the annotation of a GenBank genome assembly.
AUGAAAAUAAAAAUCGCUCUUAAAAUCGAGCAAUUCGAUUCCGGUUUUUGCCUUUCGUGUUUAUUAGACUCGUACCUCGAUAUUUUUGAACGAGCUCUGUGCCGUUGUAGAUUCGAAUUCGUGAGUCGGUCGAAGUUAUCAGCACUUCCGAAGGAUUCCAAGGAGCGUACUAGUGAGGAAAGCGAAAGAGUAGUUAGUAUCUUGUCCGAAAGUGAAGUAUACCUGAAAACCGUCUGUCAAAAGAAAGCAAAAGUGUGGAAAAAAGAUAAGAUUUUUUCACAUAACUACCUGGCCAUCGGGAGUAUAGCUAGCAGCAGUAACCAUUUCGUGAAGGUCCAUCCAGUCGACCACAUGCCGGUUAGGAAUGUUCCAUAUUCGAACCUUUCCAUCAAGCGAGCCGCUCAUGAAAUAGUCUUCGUCCACUGGAUUGAACUGUAUGCAACAACUCACCAUAGUCAUUGUGCGCAAACAUUUUCAAACAGCUUCUUGUUUCGAGAUCCCAUAAUCGAACAGUCUUAUCCAUCGAAGAAGAUAGCAGUAGCUGCACGAGGCCGAAAACCAUCUCCGGCACGUUCACAUAAUCCGGUAUCGAGCUCCCCUUUUUCCUAUUGCUUUUCCCUUUCUUUUUUCUCUCGGAUGGCAUCGGUGUUAUCUCCGCCAGCGGCGGCCGGUGGUCGGAAGCCAUCGGGUGAAUCGGUGUCCCGCCAACUGAGCUCACCAGCUCAUCCCCUGUUCUGGCCGACAUUACCUCACACUCUUGCACCUCCCACACGUGAAUCGACUUGUCCUCCCCUGCGCUCGCCAAGUGGCGCGCGUCAUGGCUGA